GUACUGAGAGGGUAUUAUCUUUAUGUAAAUGUAUGAAGAAGCUGGAGGUCCUAGUUCACGUUUCAACAGCGUAUUCAAAUACACACAGUAUUUUUAUCGAAGAGAAAGUUUACCCAUCAACAAUUCCUCUGAGCGAGGUUGAUCAUUUGAUAAAAGAACAGCCAGAUGAAGAGAGAACUAAAAUGAUAAUAGGAGAUGAGCCAAACGCAUAUACAUUCUCUAAGAAGCUGGGAGAGGCUUUGUUGGCGGAAAAACAUGGUCAUGUUCCCGUUAUUAUUAUAAGGCCUUCAAUUGUAACUGCAAGUCUAUCAGAACCGAUUCCAGGGUGGAUAGAUAAUUGGAACGGGGCAACUGGUUUAAUUGGAACCAUCAGCAAAGGCAUCCUAAGAGUUCUGCCCGGGAACGGACGCAACGUUUUGGAUCUUAUACCAGUCGACUAUGUCGGUAAUCUCACAAUUGUAGCGGCUACAAAGAAAAUACUGCCACCAAGUGUAAAUGUUUACGCUUGUGCUACAAGUACAGAGAAGCCUUUGACGCUAAAGGACUUAUUAAAUCUGACCACAAUAAGUAGUAAAAGAAAUAAAUUUAAUGAACUACCAUUUCCUGAUGUUUACUUUACAAACUACAAAUUUUUACUGGUUUUCUUAUCGGCUGUCCUACAAACUUCUCCUUUAACACUGGCUGACGCUUUGUUACGGAUUUCAGGAAAAGACCCUAAAUAUCGAAAAAUACUGCGCAGAAUAGAACAAGUCCGCGAUGUAUUAGAAGUCUUCACAACAAACUCUUGGAAGUUCAGCACGAUGAACAAUUAUUGUCUCUUCUCAUCUCUGUCACCGAGUGAUCAAAAAACCUUCCCUUUUAGUCCAUCAUUAAUAAAUUGGUCAGAGUAUAUUCCUAUAUACUUCGACGGAAUGGUUAAAUAUUUAUUUAAGAAAAACCCGGUCUCAUCUGCUCUCUCAUAGUAUUUCUAUAUAUAUGUCAAUAUAAUUAUCAUUAUAUGUGAAGCAUAACAUUUGUUUACUAUAUUUCAUAAAACGUGUAUAUAUACAAUUAUUUAAUUUAAACUGUCGAUUUACAACAAAAGAGCAAGCGCGAAUUAUGGGGCCUGUUUGUCAAAUCAGAUAAGGAUUUGUCCUUCGAAGGGCAUCAACGUUAACGAAUAUCAAAGCUUUUUCAAUCAGAAACAUGCUUCAGUUUAAUUCAUCAGUUUGAGUAUAUAUGGGCGGCGGUAUUAUUUAACAUCAAAUGACCCUCCUGCCCUUUUUCCCCUGUUCAAUAAAAAAAAGCAAAUGGCUUAUUAAUAAUAAUAAUUUAUUUAUUGCAAGAAUAUGUUAAGGUGAUAUAAUCGUAAAUCGUUGGCAUAUUCUGCCACACACGAUGGCGCGCAAAUUUGUCUUAAGGAAUUUUACAUUUAUUUAUUAUAUAUAUAUUAGUCAAAGUCAAUUCUUAUAUUAUCUCGUCUAUUAUACUAUAUUAAGGUACUGAUCUAACGUUUAAUUUUCCCAACGUUGGUUGUGUUAGGGAUGGUUGGAUACAACAAGCUAGAAACCAGAGGCGUAUUUGUUGUUAAUUUUUAGAAUUAUUAGUAGUCCUAGUGUUCUGCAAUAACUCCGGUUAUUUGUACUAAAUUGAUAUUUAAGACGAAACUAAUUAUAUUUGCAGUUCCUAGCGGCAGAAAUAGUAUAUGACAUUAGGCCCCCUUUACAAACACGUUGCUUAAUAAUGUCUCCGAAAUUAUAUUAAACUUCGCAAAGCGAAAUCGAAAAGUGUCAUUGAAUGUUCUGUUACCUAAAAUUAAUUUUGUAUAAUUUAAUUGCAUCUGCCUAAUUAUGGUUUUCUAAUGUUUUUUUAAAUAAUAAAUUAUCAUCGUAUUGGUGGUAGUUAUAUUUGUUAACAUGGAUGGAAUAAAUAAAUAAAUCUU
This is a messenger RNA of Pieris napi, 1921 nucleotides long. Its product is annotated as fatty acyl-CoA reductase 1-like. Gene Ontology annotation, biological process: long-chain fatty-acyl-CoA metabolic process. Gene Ontology annotation, cellular component: peroxisome. NCBI's taxonomy places the organism in Eukaryota, Metazoa, Arthropoda, Insecta, Lepidoptera, Pieridae. The transcript has 7 exons. The record is from RefSeq and is a predicted model, not a curated record. Bases 33 to 962 code for a protein of 309 amino acids. Gene Ontology annotation, molecular function: alcohol-forming very long-chain fatty acyl-CoA reductase (NADP+) activity.